Candida tropicalis MYA-3404 is the source of this 1230-nucleotide messenger RNA. RefSeq names its product Nop13p (gene NOP13). The coding region runs from base 1 to 1230 and encodes 409 amino acids. Gene Ontology annotation, molecular function: RNA binding. The record is from RefSeq and is a predicted model, not a curated record. The transcript has a single exon. NCBI's taxonomy places the organism in Eukaryota, Fungi, Ascomycota, Pichiomycetes, Serinales, Debaryomycetaceae.
AUGUCUGAUAAAGAAGAACAGAUAGUAUCUGAAGUUACUUCAGAUGUAGAAGAAACACCAAAGAAAGUUAAGAAAGAUAAAAAGGAGAAGAAAGACAAAAAGGAGAAGAAAGAUAAAAAAGAAAAAAAACGUAAAUUAGAUGAUGAUGAUGAUAAAGAAGAACUUGAAAUUGAUUUAAAUGCUCAAAUUCCAUUAUCUAAAAAACAACAACGUCAAUUAAAAAAAGGUAAAUUAGAUUUAGAAAAAUUAGCUAAAAAACAUCCUGCUCCAAAACCUGAAAAUGCACCAGAAGAACCAGAAAAAGAAUCAAAAAGAUCUGAAUUUGGUGUAUGGAUAGGUAAUUUAUCAUUUGAUACAACUAAAGAAGAUAUUAUUCGUUUUAUAACUAAUAAAACAAUUGAUUUAGAAACUAAAAUUGAAAAUGAUGAUAUUUCAAGAAUAAAUAUUCCUAAAAAAGGUACACAAAUUAAAGGAUUUGCAUAUGUUGAUUUACCAAGUUUAAAUCAUGUUCAAUCAGUUGUAUCAUUAUCUGAACAAAUUCUUAAUGGUAGAAAAUUACUUAUUAAAAAUGCAAAUUCAUUUGAAGGUCGUCCUGAAAAAUCAACUACAGAAGGAUCAUCAUCAGCAUCAAAGAAUCCACCAAGUAGGAUUUUAUUUGUUGGGAAUUUAUCAUUUGAUACAACUGAAGAUAAUUUAGAAGAACAUUUUAGACAUUGUGGUGAUAUAACAAGAAUUAGAAUGGCUACUUUUCAAGAUACUGGGAAAUGUAAAGGAUUUGCAUUUAUUGAUUUUAAAAAUGAAGAAGGUGCUACUAAUGCUUUAAAUUCAAAAUUAACCAAAAUUUUUAUUAAUAGAAAAUUAAGAAUGGAAUAUGGUGAAGAUAGAUCAGCUAAAAGACCAAAAAGAUUAAAUGAGAAUAGAAAUAACAAUUAUAAUAAUAAUAAUUAUGAUGGUAAUAAUGAUAAUAAUAACCUUAGUAAUAAUAAUGGUGAUUAUGGUAAUCAAGGAUAUGAACAAAGAGAAUAUACUCAAAGAGAACCAAAGCAAUAUGAUAAUUAUGAUAAUAGUGAUUCAUCAAGAAAAAGACAAUACCGUGAAAGAGAAACUUCAGGUUCUUCUGGUCCUCAACAAUCAAAUAAACGUAUGAAAUCUUCUGUUGCUUUAGCUUCUGCUCAACGUGCAAGUGCUGCUAUCGUUCCAUCCGCUGGUAAAAAGAUCAAAUUUGAUUAA